This is a messenger RNA of Nerophis lumbriciformis (worm pipefish), 849 nucleotides long. The record is from RefSeq and is a predicted model, not a curated record. Lineage: Eukaryota; Metazoa; Chordata; Actinopteri; Syngnathiformes; Syngnathidae.
AUGGCACCGUCCAGGCGCAGUCAUGCCAACAACACGGCUUGCGUUAUCCCUGGAGGAUUUACAGUGUUGCCCUUGAAGUUUAACUCAGACACAAAAUCUGAACACAAGUUGUACGUGAAGGAGCACAAAGUUCGGGCAGAAAAGAGUUCCCACCGACCGCUCGACCGGACGUUGUUUGUCCUCAACAUCCCACCAUACUGUCCGGAGGAUGUCGUCAAAGAACUGUUCUCACGGUUUGGCUCUGUUAAGUCAGUGGAGUUGAGUGACCACCCGGGCUCAUUGCUUCAGUCUGGGCCCAAACUGUCCAGAUUCUUUACACCAGCUCCAAAACAGAGCUUCAACGUUGGUUACAUUGUCUUCCGAAGCCCGUCCUCCGUUUCAGCCGCUAAAUCGCACCCCUGCAACGUGCCUUUGGUGGUCUGCUCACCCCAGCGAACAGUUAAGACAGGAGUAUCAAAAUGGAUCCAGCAGUACAAAGACUCCUUUGUUGAUGCGGACACGCUACAAAAUGUAGUCGAUGAGUUCAUGAAGGACUUUGACAAGAAGAAAGAAGAAGAAGAGAAGCGCUUGAAGCAGGAGGCGGAGCAACAAAAAGAGGAUGAGGAAGGCUGGGUGAAAGUCGGCAGGGGGCAAAAAGGCAACAAAGCACGUCCCCACAGUGAGGCCGCCAACCAAAAGACCCUCCGGAAGGAGAUGAUGAAGAAAAAGAGGAAGGAGCUCGUGAACUUCUACUCUUGGCAGCAUAAAAACACUCAAAAAGAACAUAUUGCUGAGCUCAGGAAAAAGUUUGAGGAGGACAAACAGAGAAUAGCGCUACUGAGGGCACAAAGAAAGUUUAGACCAUAUUAA